AUGAUACGAACAAAAAUAAAGACUGUCAGUCUCCGAUCUUUUUACGGCAUUGACAACCUUACGAUUGAUAUGUAAGUAUGGUCUAUAGUGCUUAUAAUGUAGUUGCAUAUUAGAAUAUAUAAUGUCUUUGACUGAAACUGAAAAAAAAGACGGCUGUUUUAUGGGCGUCUGAUCUAUUGCGGCCGGGCUCUUUGUCAUGCGAGUUUGAGUGCAAAGGUAUUCUUGAAACAAGGAUCUGGCUCUUUUAUUUGUUAUUUGAUUAUGACUCCUAUCAUCUUUCUAUCGCUUUUUUCAAUAGAAGUUUUAAUGAAGGAAAAAUUUGGACUAUGAAAUUCAGGGAUGAUGAACGUAACUGCUCAAUUUAUCUGUGAGUGAAUUCAUCAUUACAACAACAAAGAUAUCAGAAAUCUGAAUAUGUGCAGUUAUUUUUUCUCUAUCAUUAGCUCUUAGUUGUUGAUUGAUUUUUCUUUUCAUAAUUUUUGUUUUUACAUUAGGGGAUUAGGACAGAAUGAUUCUGAAUGUAGCGUCAUUUCUGAUAUCGCCACUUCUGAAAAAGUUGAUUGGGUUAGAGAUCAAAUACUAGCGGUUUUUAAACAAUCUGGAUUUGCCAAGGAAAGUGUUGGACGUUGUGAAUUACUCCCAUGUGAAUUGGGGACGUACGUUAAUGCUUAUGCUGAAACCAUCAAAUGCAUAGAGUGCCCAGCAGGUAAAUUUAUUCGCAGUUUAUGAAAGCUGCACAAUUAUAUCGUCGGGAUAUGUUUACAUUGUUAGUCAGCCCUAUGCUCAUUAUGGUUUAAAGGUACUUACAUGUAGUAUUAGAUGGCGUGUGCUUAUUCCUGGAAUACGAAAGUAUCUAUCUAAAGACAACGAUAAGACUCUGGUUGAUACUCUUUUCCAUGUAGAAUAUAAUACUGUAAAGAGAAAGGAACCAAUAAGCUACACUGUUGUUCGAGGUCACUGGUAGCAUAUCUUCAUUGAGUCGAGACCUAUAUUUGUUUGAUUUUGGAGUAAAACGGUGUCACUUCAGGCUGGAAAUUUCAGAUACAGUGUAAGUUCUGGCAACGAGGAAACGUACACAAGUCAACCAAAUAACUGACAGCAAUCCUAUGAUUAUUGAGUGGACAGUGAUGAGGAAAAAUCGCUUUACCUGCAACAUUUAGAAAGUCAUGUUCGCCUUUUGUACUAGAAGUACGUAUAGCUGUUUUUCACUGUCACGCCAUCGAAAAUAAAAACCAAAACCGUUCAAUAGAUUAAGUCCAGAAUCUGGGAAAUGAAAGACGUUUGAUAUACAAAGGAUCUCGAUGUGCUUCAAGUCGGUGCAAUUUUUCACAUGCGAGAUAUGCGGAGAUAUAUUUAAUCUAAUUUCAUAAAGCUUUUGUAUGGUGACGCCAAGUUGUCACUCCUCUGAGAGGCACCAACAUGGCGGCCGAAAAUUAAUAGCAGCGUAUGUUACCGAGAAAACUAGUCGAUCACUGCCUGAAACAAUGCGAAACAGGGCGAUGACAAGCAGCGAACCUUGAAACACAGAAACAAACAAAGUAGAUGGCAAUGCAUCAAUCACAAUUAAACAUUUGUUUCCUAAGAGGUCUGCUAAGAUGAUUGACGGAACAGAAAGACCCAAAAUUCCUUCGAAGUUUGUAAAACGCGCAGCGCGAUACAACGAAUUUGGCUAUAAUUGACUACAAAUGUAAUUAAGCCCUCAAAUGUAAUAAGAAUUGAUAACUUAUGUAAUUAAACGACCUUAAUGCUAUGAAAACCAUAAACACCGCGGCGCUCUUUCGAAAAAUACACUAUAAGCGCCGCCCUCAAACAACCUUAGCAAUACGCGCCACGGCAGCCUUUCUAAUUAACAGAGUUAAUUGGAUUAAAUGGGUUGAAUGCAGUAGAAAAUAAAGUUUUUACGAAAUAGCGCUGCGAACCUUAUUUGUUUUCCUUCUUUUAUGUGCGACUGUUACGAACUGGGCGGUUCCAUUUCGAAAAAAAUAUGAAAUCUUUUAUUUUUUUCCAAAGAGCACGGUGGCGCUCUUUUGUGUCCGACUUUUACUGAGGGUGGCGCUCAUCCGAGAAACACGGUUUUGAUAGCAUUUAAAGGUUUUAAUUUAAUCAGUAUAUUUUUUUACCAAUUUGUAUUACAUUUAAGGGCUUCAUUACAUUUAAUUUGUGGUCAAUUAUUACAUUUGUGGCUUCAACACACAUAUAUUAUACUUUAUUAUGAUAUUACCUUUUAGGCGAUCAGAAUAAAUAUCACGUGACAAUGACGACACGUUAGUUUUAGCUCCAAAUCGAAUUUCAGCCCUUGCAUCGGUAUUUUCCUUGAAAAUGCUUUACGCUACUACCUAUGUAUAAAUUAGAUAAACAGCAAUUAAACCACAACUCGUUAAUAUAUUUUCUCUAAAUUAUUUUUUUUCAGUGCACGUGAUGCAAUUGAUCGGCGCACUAUGAAAUCCGCGAAUUUCAUGUCCAUUGAAAACAAAACUUUUAAAGUUGUUUAACGCAAACGCAUGCCCAAAAUUAAAACCAUGUCAUAGAUUUGGAUAAUUUCUUACUCUGGGAUUUGCUAUUUGUAGUGUUGUGUCAGUUUAGGUCUUUAGUAUGCGUUUUGUGAACUAAUUUUAAGUGUUAUGAGUAUUUAUGCAGCUGAUGGUAUUUAAAGAGUGGAAAUUAUUUAUUAAGGGUCGUCGUUAGUUGUUUGCUUAUAGCCGGCGUACUUAGGUACUUACUUAACACUUUAGGCUCGAGUUCACAACAACAACAACAAGUACUUCCCAUGCAGCACAAGAUAAUUUUCCGUGCGUGGCUGCCCAUGCCACCGAAAUCUUUCCCGAACAUGGUAAUGUUGUAGAAAGGGAUAAAAUUGAGGAAAGGGAAAACAAUUAGAGAACAUACGUUUUAUACGCGAGUUCAUCAGACGUCCGCUAUUUAAAUCUAUUUAGCAAUUGAUAACAUUGCCAAUUUCAUUUAAUUUGAGAUAGCGUGACACCGUCACUACCUCUUUUCACCAGUUUUCUCCCUUUCACAACGUUACCAUAUUUCAGAAAGAUUUUGGAGAGCAACCAAGGGCGGUAAAUUCAAGCCAAUUUUCAGGUAUAAUUACUAGUGUUUUAUAAAACUGGUCCAGAUUCAUCCACCUCAUUCCGGCAUUGGUUUAUUUCUCACAUUUCAAGAGAUAAUAAGCUAAGAGAGCGAAUCCCCCAUACAUGGCCCUGUUCCUAUGAAAUGUAUUUGAAAUCUAUUUUUGGUUCUGGAACUGCGUGGCUGUUUUAAUGACGCCACCUUAUUGGUCGGUUAGAACUGCGUCGCGUAAUUCUAUGCUUGACGGUUAAUUCAUUUCACUAACCAUCACGUAGUAAGUAACGUAACGAGCGAACUUUUUGAUAAAACUUAAAUUGUCUAUCGUCAAUUCAAUAUAUUUUUAGAGUUGAGGCAUUUAAUCCCAGUAAGUUUUCUGAUGUAUCACAUCUACCUAUUAUUUUCCCUUGCUAGUGAUCUUUUUUGAUCCUUUAUUCUUUCAGGAGGCUUCUAUUCGGACACGAAGGCUUUUGUAAAUGACGGCUGCCGAAAAUGCACCAGUGGAACUUUUGUACAUUACAAUAAAGCACCCGGGAAAAGACCGUUUGACUGCGAGCCAUGUCCAGAAGGUAAUUCUCUUAAACUCCCACUCUUACCGCACUAUGGAGCAUAAUAUUAGUUAUCAUUUGAUCCAAAUUCAGCUUCCUUCUCAUUGGCCGAGACCCUAUCACGUGACCUGCAAUUAACUGCCUACAAAUAAUUGUCUGCUCAUGCGCAACGUCGUCCAACUUUCUCUGCCUGCCAAUAAUAUUCUCCUUCUGGAUCGCUCUUGCGAGAGUUAUAGUUAUAUGUAUGUCCAUAUUGUAUUUAGCUGUAAUUAAAACUAGAGGUUACAAAUAUGUGUGUAAUGCUGCACGCAGAUACUGGGUGUCUGAGAAACGGUGAACUGAUAUACGCAUGCAAUUAACAUAUGUGGAAUAAAGGAUGAUUUUAAGUGUUUACGCGCGCCACAAUGAGUAAAAGGUAGCGCAAAUUGGAAUAACACAAAAUAAAUAAAUGAAUAAAUAAUGCGAAGAUUUGAUUUCUAUAGUCUCUACAAAUUAGCAUAAUAACAAAAGAUCACAAGUUCUUCAAGUGAAUACCUUUGCGCGAAUCGAGCUUAAAAAUCAAGACCACUUUUCAGCCCGUGUUCAUCAGCAGAAAACUCAACGAAGACCUUAAAUUUCGAGAAGUCAAGCCAGCCAUUGUUAACCAACAAUGUGCGAUGCAGGAUCUGUUGGUUAUACUAGCGGCCACCUCAACGAACGCAUUGAUGGACACAAACAGAAAUCGUCUUCAAUAUUAUCUUAGCGAACAUAACUCGGACGUACCACCUUUUCUUUCAGAACAAUUUCACGUGCUCACUAAAGGUUCUAACAAAUUUGAUUGCCUAAUUAAGGAGAUGCUCUUUAUAAGAAAACUCAAACCAUCCCUAAACGUGCAGGCGGACUCGAUUCGCCCAAAGGUAUUCAAUUGAAGAACUUGUGAUCCUUUGUUAUUAUGCUAAUUUGUAGAGACUAUAGAAAUCAAAUCUUCGCAUUAUUUAUUCAUUUUGCCUUGAGAAUGGUGUCAUGAUGAUACCGAAGCGUCGGCUUUUAACGUUAAUAUUCGCUUGCAGAUGUAUUUACAGUUAAAAUAAAAUAGCGUUUUUAAGGCUAUUUUUGGAAAACUAAGUUUGAGAUAUUUGACAUUGUAAAUUUAGCUGAAAAGCCUUUUUGAGGAGAUUAAUAAAGUUAUUAUUAUUGCCCCCGCAGGGAUUUCGCCCAGAAGGCGAAAUCCCGAGGGGGCACUCUAGUAACUCGCGCGUAUAUUAAGGAAAGUACUUACAGUUGAAAUAUACAGUCAUAAAGUCAACAUAGAAAAAAUCUCGAUUUGCUUGACCAGGGGCCGCGAGGAAUCGGUAGGUAAUGAUGACGUUUCUAUUGUUUGCGCCCGCAAGUACGAAAUGGUUAGGAUGAAGUAGAGAAAGAACAUCCCCAAGGGACCGCUUAGGUAGAUUUUGUGACAUUUAUUGUGCAGUCAUACUUCGACACUCUUUUGCUUUACGCGGUUAUCAGUGACAUUCUGUGGAGCAGUUGUUUCAGUGAAAGUUAUUAUGGACCAAAAUUUUAACGACACUCGUUAAGCGCAGAAGAAGUUGUAAAGUGCGUAUAAAUGUGUAUAUAUAAACACUUGGAGAGUUUGUUAGACACGAGUUCACAAAUCUUUCAUUGGAAACCUUGCCAGACACUCUUUCUCUCUCUUUUACCGGAAUAAGACUCAGCUCCAAACAAGCAAGACGAGUGAGCAACAGCUAGCUUCUCACUAGCAGAACGAUGUACGAUUACAGAAAUUCGCCAACAAUCAAAUUCUGUGCUGACUUAUUCCCUGCUCACAGAUGUCCUUCCGCUAUAAAGUUUAAAAUAAGACUAGAAUGCGCGAGUGUGAAUUAAUCAAACGUCCUUUUAUUAAAUUUCUAAGGCUUCCUUUCCGGCAAAUAAAAUGAACUGAAUGUAAAAAGUGAAAGAAAAAUAGCGAAAAAUUCAGCUUCUUAUUAAAUCUUUUCGUAUGGUUUAGAAUAAACUAUUCUCGAAACUUCCAGUCCAGUCCAGUCACUGGCAAUAUUUUCAGGUCAGGUGCAUGUUCUUUGCAUAAGGAACUUUGUCACUUGGGCCUGAUUAAUACAAACGGGUAAGUGACAUUUACUGAAAAUUCGAUGACUUCGAGAAGUGAGAUUCUCUGAUAUAUCAGGUCACCGGAGUAUUCGGAUCUGUAUCGUACGCCAGUGUUUGUUUACAAUUGGUGAUAACAGAGAUUACGAGUAAAUGAACUUUCCAAAGUUUGGCUCAGAAAGUUUAGUCAAACUUAUUUUCUUGUUAAGGGCUGCUGCAGUCUGAAUUCGAAUAAUAUGUCGCAAUAGAAACCAAACACUGAGUUUUCCUGGUUGAAAAAGUGUCAAUCAACCAAGUAAGACAACAGCGAGCAAAAGGAGGUAAAAUGGAGAAACCCCUCAAAUCACACGUAUACGUUUUCGUCUAGCGCGCUCGCUUUUGGUGGGCCAAAAAGGCUUUUAGUAUGACAUACAGGAAGAAUGGUUUCUUCAAAAGGACCCUUUCACAUCGGCUAAAUAUAUAUACCCUUGAUGCUAUAACAUUCGGAAAUAUGGUAAAAUUCACUGUAUCAACAAAGCACGAAACAUUACUUUCUUUGCGCGGGUGUUAAAAAUAGAAAGAAAGCUUAGAUCAAGAUAAAGUAUAGCUUGAAAGUAACUUUAAGAAAUUUUCAACAAACUUUGUAAAGAUGAACUAUAGCUUAGCUUUCGUUUUCUCCUACGAGCGUUUUGAAAAUGCCGUAAUUUGCAUAAUUUGCUUCGGGCCUUCGACCAGGUUUAGGCCGAUUUUAAACAUUCCUGUUUUUCGCAAAAACGGAGCUUCGCUGGAUCUUUUGAAUAUUGUUUUUGAAAAUAGUUUACCAAAAGGGUUUUUUUUGGUGAAAUUAAAAAAAUUCGAAUUUUUUGAUCUGAGAUUCUCGAUAUUUACUGAGAGCGGUUCUUAAAUUUCUGCGUUCGCGUGUUAUUGAAAAGUGCUAACUGUUUCCGAGAAACUUAACCUUAUUAAUUUGUGCAAGUAUAUCUCACAGAUUACGACAAUUCUUUUGAACAAUUUUGUUUCAUUUCUUUUGUUUGACAGGAACUGACACAACUGCAUUUGCAGGAUUUCGCGCCUGCAAAUGUUUGAAAGAUCAUUACCGUACGAAUUUGUUUGGGGCUUGUAAGCCAUGCGAGCUAGGAAUAGAAUGUCAAGAUGAUUGCGCAAAUCUUAAAGAUGGCUUUUGGUGGAAAUGGAAGAGUAAGACACACCGUGAGCUGUACAGAAACUUCACCAAAACGGCAAAGGACUUCUCAUUUACUCCUGAAUUACACAACGCGAAUGAUUCCCGUAUCGUAUACCCGUACACCAUUCCUCAUCAGUACAGAUGCCCCAUGACAGAAGCUUGUAAGGGAGGUUUGAAUUCUUCAUGUAAUUCUGGUUAUGAAGGACCAUUAUGUGCAGUUUGCAGUGAUGGAUAUUAUAAACAACUGAAGAAAUGCAAACUGUGCCCAACUAAAGGAGGGAUGAUCAGACAGCUUGCAAUUAUGGGGGCAAUAGUUAUGUUACUGGUUAUUAUCGUGGUGUGGAGAAGCAAGAAAAAGAGCGAGAAGGAUGCUGGACGAUCUUUCCUUGACAAGGCCCUUGGAAGUAUUAAAGUUACAAUUGGCUUUUAUCAAGUGACUUUUGGUAUCAUGGAAGCGUUUUCAUACAUUAAGUGGCCUGAAAGUCUCUCAGUUAUUGGAGGAUAUUCCGAGAUUGUUCAGGUUAACAUUGUUCAGAUAGCCCCCCUCCACUGCAUCAUUCCCAGUUUGAAAUUUGACGCAUUCGCAAGUCUUUUUGCAGUUAUGGGAUUGAAUUUUGUAGCGGUGAUUGUGGCCCUUGCAAGCUACGCCCUUGCCACUUGGAAAUCAACACGACAUAUUUUGAAUGAAGAAAGGAAAAUAAGGAAACAGGAACAAAUUAAAAUGGUCGUAAAGAGAAAUCUCUUUUUCUUUCUUUACGUGACCUACCUGAACACUUGCCUAAAAACAGCCCAAGUUUUGCCCCUUACCUGCCACAGGAUCUGCGUUGACCAGGAGAAAGAUGAAGGAUGCGAGCAAUAUUUGAAAGCCGACUACAGCAUUAACUGUAAAGGGGAGAGAUACAACCGAUUAGUCUUCGUGGGAUACUGUUCCACUGUGUAUGUGAUUGUUCUGCCUGUUGCUGCUUUUAUAGCAAUUUGGAAACAGCAAAGAGCAGAAAGGAAAGCUAAGGAGGAAGCAACAAACGACACAAAUGUUCUUGAAGACCAAAGCACGGUGCAAACGGCAUUACGGUUCUUACACGAGAACUACCACUCUCGUUGUUGGUAUUGGGAAGCGGUGGAGACAGCUCGAAAGGUCAUUUUGACCUCUGGAUUGAUCCUUCUUGGUGGCGAGAGCAGAGCGUACAUUGGAUUGGCUUUGGUUUCGUCUGGACUGUUUAGUAUGUAUUUCGGGCUAAAAAAUCCAAUGAGUGAUCCAUUCGAAAACAAGCUUAUGUUGUCUUCACUUGCCGUUACCUUCGUAAACCUUGCAAUCGGAGCCGUCAGCUCAAUCCCAGAUGAAAGUUUUCCGUCAUCAGUCGACCCAAUCAUGGAUACCCUUCUGUUCAAUGGCUUGAUUUAUGUUGCCAACUCCUUGGUAAUUGGACUCCUUCUUGGUAAGUCAAUAGCAAAAAUUGUUUGUCUGUCACAGUACUGCUCAUUCCUCAACUAA
Porites lobata is the source of this 8353-nucleotide messenger RNA. The record is from the annotation of a GenBank genome assembly. Lineage: Eukaryota; Metazoa; Cnidaria; Anthozoa; Scleractinia; Poritidae.